CUUUGAGUCCAGCCUCUGUCUGAGUGAGGAUACACAGACUGCCCAGAGGGAGGGAGAGUGAAGAGCAGGCCUGUGUCUCUGUCGCUCUAUCCAUUAAGCAGUUUCGAAGGAGAAAGGAGUGAUUCAAAUUAGGCUGGUCAGGAAAAUUCUGGGUCAGCUAGGAAAGAGAAAGAGAAAAAGAAAGGCAUAAUAAAAGCUGCAGCAGGGAGACACUGCAGCCAGUCAGGCUCAAGUGGGAAAAUCCAAAGUGAGAUAGCAGGAUUGCGUGAGAGGAUAAAGAACGUAGUAUUUGGAAAGUACCAAAGGAACACAAAAGGAAAAAACUAGAAGGAGAUGUCAACAAGAAGGCUGGAGACUGAGCAGUAAAGAAAAAGACACAGCAACGCUCUCUGUGUCAAAGACCUCAAGAAACCACAGAAGAGGAAACUUUGCCUUUCACAGACUGAUACUGAAAAGCCUCUCUGCAGAGUGACUGCUCCCAGCAAGAGAAAUGGAGAAGUGUCCAUUCUUAGAAAGAUAAAAGGAUGUCACUGCCAGUUUUGCUGUUGCUGUCAUUCUUGACUGUCCAAUGUGAUGGAUGUAACUUUGACCGGGAGGUUGUCAAAAACAUUAAAUCAACUAUCGACUCCAACCCAACUGGAUUUCGGACAGUUUUUCCGAGGGAUUACAAUGUUACGCACCAUUACAACAGCAGCAUGUUGUGUGACACUGAUCCGUGUUGCGUGUUCCCCGCUGCUGCCGUCCUCCUUGAUUCCUGGCAUGUGCUUCUCAGAAACCUCUGGAAUGAACACCUUAAACACUCCUUCAUCGUCGAACUGAUACAAACACUGGACACAAUUCUAAAUAAGACCGAAAAUACACAGAAAUUCAAGGAGGCCACAGAUCUCUCCAAAUUCCCUUCAAUCAUUUCCACUCCAGAGAAGCUUCUCAGUCAAACUUCAGAGGUUUUGUCUCGGUGGCUAGAGGUUGGAUGCUCAGCUUCGAUUGAAACAUGCUCCAUCCCUACUCUGGCCCCCACCGAAGUUCAGAGAGAGGAUAACUCUUCAUCAAGAAGUAAACAUUUGACAACCCGAGCUAUUAAAGUGGAGGAAGGACUGAAGGAGAAGAUGAUGGACCUUACACAACCGCCGUCCAAUGGUGGUCCACUGUCUCUUUCAUUUCCCGCUUCUUUCUGGAGCCCUUUGCUAUUUAGACUAUAUUGGUGGUUGUUGCCAUAGUUAGUAAAAUGGGUCCCUUUGAUGAUGCACACAAAAUGCAAAAACAUUUUCUGGCACUGAAUGAUUGUCUAUUGUCCAUCAUAAUGUGUUUGUGUUGUAAUGCAGUGAGCUAUGUUAUCAUGUUAUAAUGAAGUAGGGAUGGGACGAUAUAGGAUUUUUAUGACGGAUCGCACAAAAAAAAAACGUGCAAAAAGUCGAUCAUGGUGAACUUCCAUUAUCGGGAUAAUUGUAGAUCGGGAUAGUUGUGGAUAUCCUUAAAUGAGUGACUUGAAAAAACUGGCUGGCUGGUUAAGAAACAGUCGUCCACUGUUGCAGUGUUGGUGAGAGUCAGUCUGUUUGUUUCUCACUAAAAAGGAUGCAUCCUAACUGUAAUUCAAUAAAAAUGUGUUUAACAAAACAUAGUGUAAAGUGAUAAUAGUAUGUUUUAGAGCCAUAUUAAAGGUUUUAAGCAUAUUUUGUUGAUUAUAGGGAUAAUAUCAUGAAUCGCAAUUAUUUUGGCCAGGAUAAUCAUGACAUGAAAUGUUCAUAUCGUCCCAUGCCUGUAAUGAAGCAACAUGUGCAGGUUGCAUUAAAUGUCCAAAGGUAGUUGAUAUAGCUGACUUCAGUGCACGUCAGUGCUCAGUAACAGCUGGUACCGCACUUAUAAUCUCUUAGCCAUCCUGUGUAGCUCCAGCUAGCUAUGCUCCUUAUGCUAACACCUGUUAAAAAUGCUCAGCGAGCCACUGCACACACUGCCAUUGUCUUGUUGAUGUGAAAUUCAUCACUGUUUACAAUGAAUGUUAUGUAAAUGUAAGAUAUUUUUGUUUAUGGACUUUUACUUUUGUACAUAAUUGUAAAUUAAAGCCAUUUAGAUACA
Myripristis murdjan (pinecone soldierfish) is the source of this 2073-nucleotide messenger RNA. RefSeq lists its product as uncharacterized. The transcript is spliced from 5 exons. Lineage: Eukaryota; Metazoa; Chordata; Actinopteri; Holocentriformes; Holocentridae. The record is from RefSeq and is a predicted model, not a curated record. The coding region runs from base 525 to 1217 and encodes 230 amino acids.